CUAUUUCAGGUGAACUGAUUCCAAAAUGUCAUCCAUUAGGCAGCUUUGAACAAAUGGAAGCUAUACACGUAGCCGCAACGCCAGCAGAGUUAUACAACGCUGUCUUAGUAGACACGCCGCUGGCCCCAUUCUUUGUAGAUUGCAUCAGCGAACAGGAUUUGGACGAAAUGAACAUCGAAAUCAUCAGAAACACUUUGUACAAGGCCUACUUGGAAGCGUUCUGGACUUUUUGCAAGGCAAUCGGUGGAACCACGGCUGAUUCCAUGUGCGAAAUUUUGGCGUUCGAAGCUGAUAGACGAGCUAUCAUCAUUACGAUUAACUCUUUCGGUACGGAGCUUAGCAAGGACGAUAGAGCUAAAUUGUAUCCACGUUGCGGAAGACUGCAUCCCGAUGGGUUAGCUGCUCUGGCUAGAGCUGAGGAUUACGAGCAGGUCAAAGCUAUUGCCGAGUAUUAUGCUGAGUAUUCUAAGCUGUUUGAAGGCGCCGGAAACAAUCCCGGCGAUAAAACUUUGGAGGAUAAGUUCUUCGAGUACGAGGUGCGUCUCAACAUCAACGCUUUCAUGCAGCAGUUCCACUUUGGGGUGUUUUAUUCAUACUUGAAGCUCAAGGAGCAGGAGUGCAGGAAUAUUGUAUGGAUUUCCGAGUGCGUGGCUCAAAAACACAGAGCCAAGAUUGAUAAUUACAUCCCUAUUUUCUAAAUGUAUCGUUGUUUUAGCAAUUUGUCGCAUUCCAUUGGUUUUACAGCAGAUUUUUCUGUUGAAUAAGUCACAACGGGAG
This is a messenger RNA of Psylliodes chrysocephalus, 777 nucleotides long. Lineage: Eukaryota; Metazoa; Arthropoda; Insecta; Coleoptera; Chrysomelidae. The record is from the annotation of a GenBank genome assembly.